This is a messenger RNA of Pocillopora damicornis (cauliflower coral), 3293 nucleotides long. RefSeq names its product ferric reductase 1. Gene Ontology annotation, biological process: regulation of postsynaptic membrane neurotransmitter receptor levels; regulation of glutamate receptor signaling pathway. The record is from RefSeq and is a predicted model, not a curated record. Lineage: Eukaryota; Metazoa; Cnidaria; Anthozoa; Scleractinia; Pocilloporidae.
AUCAAGCGUCACGCUUUCCAGGUUGCUGCGUGACUGCUCACUUGUGUGAGACCUCGAUAGUCGGCAGCCACUUGUAAAAUUUCGCUAAGGAAAUAUCUGUGGCGGAAAACCACUAUGAUUUUCGUGUUACAGGUCACAGCUCAGCUGCUGCUCCUCAGUGUCUCAACUGUGUUGGGAUUUUCUAAAGGUCCUCCAUUGAGUACCUGUGAGAGUAAGUUCCCUCACCACAAACAUGCCCCGGCACAACAAGGACUGCCUCCCUAUAACAUCAAUGUGUCUGCACUCUUGUACAGCCCUGGAGACAACCUGACAGUGACCAUCUCAGGAUCACAGCCUUUUACAGGAUUCAUUUUGAAUGCACAGGGGACUGAAAGCUCAAUUCCUUGGCCAGUAGGAACAUUUACUCAAAUUCCAAAUUAUACAGCUUAUUUUUACUGUUCUGGAGGUAAUCCAAAGAACACAGUUGGUCAAAACAAUCCUAAGCCAGCUAAGAAUUUGAAUUCACUUCAGUUCACUUGGAUGGCUCCUGAAAAGAGCGCAGGGAACAUCAGCUUCAUCGCAACCAUCGUUCAGAACUAUUCCACUUUCUGGGAAAAAGUUACUUCACCUGUUGUUCACGGUCCGCCAGUGGAGAAUGUCACUAGAGGGACUUCAAUGGAGAGCUUUCAGAUUGACAAAAAGGGAUGUGGAGAGACCAAAGGGUGUUACUCCUUACCAUCAAACUGCGCUGGAAGUGGAGACUGUACCUAUCUUUUCACUUACAAUGUUUCUGGAAGAAAUGUUAUCAUAGACAUGAGUGCUAAAGAGCGCUGGGUGGCAGUUGCUUUUAAUGAAAAUAAGCUAAUGGAUAAGAUGGACUCCAUAAUGUGCACUACCAUGGCAACUAAUUUGGCAGAAUUUCGUCAUUUCUAUUCUAUUGGUCACAGUGUUGUCCGACAGGACCUGACUGGUAACUCUGACGUCACCUUUGACAAGAUAGUUUAUGAGGAUGGUGGGAUAAAGUGCAGGGUCACUCGUAAACUUACCUCAAAUGCAGUCUACUUUAGAGAUCUAACCAAGAAAUGGUAUCUGCUCUUCUCCUGGGGUAAAACAAGUACGUACAAUCACUCUUACAAUAGAGUUCUCUAUUUGACGUCUCAGCAACCUCUUCAAGGAACUAAUUUUAUAACCAAAGAUGGGUGCAGGAAGACAAAGAGCUGCUAUUCUGAGCCUGCAAACUGCAAGUCUAGCAAAGACUGUGAUUAUCUUGUGACCAUGAAACCCACGGGGGACCAGGGAGAGUCAGGCGAAGUGGAAUUUGAGCUUAGCGCUAAGAAACAAUGGGUGGCCAUUGGUUUUAACAAUGAAAAGGACAAGAUGGAUGGCACCGAUGCCUUAAUCUGCGCUGAAGUCAAUGAUAAAGUCACUGUAGAACAUUAUAUGGCCGACCAAGGGUAUGGUAGACCUACAAAGACCACCCCUACACCCGCCUCUAUUAUUGUAACUCUUGCUGAAUCAAAAGAUGGAGUUGUUGCCUGUCGCUUUAAAAGGAAGAAGAAAGAUGACAAGAUGGUGGAUCUUACGAAGACAUGGCAUCUUGUGUAUGCAAGCGGCCCUAUGAGUGGAGACAAGAUAGGCAUACACUCCACAACUCCAAAAACCAGCCCUCAGAAAGUGGACGUCUGUGCAAAGGGAGAGCUUGUUGCAGCAGAGAAGAGCAUUACAUUGGUACAGGUCGCAGCUCAGCUGUUGCUCCUCAGUGUCUCAACCGUGUUUGGAUUCUCUAAAGGUCCUCCAUUGAGUGCCUGCGAGAAUAAGUUCCCUCACCACAAAAGGGCUGUGGCACAACAAGGACUGCCUCCUUAUAACAUCUCUGUGUCCUCACUUUUGUAUAACCCUGGAGACAACCUGACAGUGAUCAUCUCAGGAUCACAGCCUUUUAAGGGAUUCAUUUUAAAUGCACAGGGGACUGAAAGCUCGAUUCCUCGGCCAGUAGGAACAUUUACUCAAAUUCCAAGUUAUACAGCUUCUCUUGACUGUUCUGGAGAUGAGGACACAGUUGGUCAUAAAAAUCCUAACCCAGCUAAGAACUUGAAUUCACUUCAGUUCACUUGGAUGGCUCCUGAAAAGAGUGCAGGGAACAUCAGCUUCAUUGCAACCAUUGUUCAGAACUAUUCCACUUUCUGGGAAAAAGUUUCUUCUCCUGUGGUUCAUGGUCCACCAGCAGAGGGUCCCACUAGUGGGACUUCAACAGAGAGCUCUCAGUCACAAAAGAUAACCAAAGAUGGAUGCGGGAAGACAAAGAGCUGCUAUUCUGAGCCUGCAAAUUGCAAGUCCAGCAAAGACUGUGAAUAUCUUGUGACCAUAAAACCAGAGGGGGACCAGUGUGAGUCAGUGGAAUUUGAGCUUAGCACCAAGAAACAAUGGGGGGCCAUUGGUUUUAACAGUGAAAAGAACAAGAUGCUUCACCGAUUGUUAAUGGUCUUGACAGUUGUGCUUACUAUUCUUGGAGUUAUCCUCAUUUUUGUUCAUGCUGGUCGCUGGACCAAGGAAGCUGGCGCUCAUCCAAUCACUGGUAUAUUUGUACUGGUGCUCGCUGUUAUUCAACCAAUUAUGGCAGUAUUCAGACCCCACCCCGGAGAAGAAAAACGCUACAUCUUCAACUGGGCCCAUCGUGGUGUGGGGCUGUCUGCACUGAUCCUGGCUGUGGUGACUGUGUUCUUUGGUCUUCGCCUUCCUCACUCAAGGCUAGGUGACCCCGCCUUGUACCCCAUGGUCGCCUAUUGUGUGGCUUUGAUUCUUGUGGUUGCUUACGACAUUUACGAUACUUUGACGACGUCGCGUGGCGGAGCAUCUUUCAACGUCGGUCCGUCGGGAGGGAAAGAAGAUGGUAAUGUUGAAUUGCAGCCCCCUGGCGUUCCGGUUGUAAAUAAACGGAAGUUUCUGUUUGCCUUUACGGUUCUUGUUUCAGUUGGUGUUGUGAUUGCACUUUUGGUGCUGAUUGCAAUCGCUGACGGAGAAUCUCACAAACAUGAUCACGACAGCUAAAUCAAAAGUCAAGGAGUGAGUUUAUAAGGGUGUGCUAUUAUUUCAACAUGCGAAACAAUCAAUCUCUAAGUUGAAAGCGCGGAGACUCGUAGAAAGAAUCUAUCUGAAUUUUCUUCCUGAAACAUUCAACUAAAACUUUUCAUUUUCUUCUUGUACAGUCCUUUAAAUCUCAUCCAUCGUUUAUCAUCUGUAUUUCUUUUAUUUUGUCUUUUAUAUGUGAUGUUUGUCCAAAUCUGCAUUCAAUUAAAUUGAAAAGGAAGUUACCU